UGAUUUCCAGUCACUGAGAGCGGCUCUGCUGUCUGUCAGUGUGUCUCAAUCUCUGAUCAUCAUAUUCUACUCAAACGUGUGAAAUAUAUUUGAGGACGGAUCAGUUUCUUUCUCAGCUGUGCAGCAGAUUCAGACACUGACAUGAAUCAGAAUCACAGCAGGAGGAGUUUGUGACGUGAUGACGCGUCUCCAUUGAUGAUGGAUGGCAUGAACAGACGAGAGUGGAUCAGACACGCACACGCACACGUACACCUGGAUGAAGACGACUGUCCUAAUGAAAGAGCUCCUAAAGGUCGCAUCAGUGCAGGAGAUGUUGUGCACGCUCCUCCUCGUCCACUGCGCGUUAAGCCAGGAUGUAAAGGACCCGCCGUCAACAGAGAACUCAAACCCGGGAGACUGCCGAAGAGCGCCUCAGAUGGACGAUUGGAGCUCAUGGGAUCUGCUGACAGGGCGCUCGCAGUCCCAGAGAGGCCGGUGAAAUCAUUACCCAGAGAUCACCUGCGUUUACCGCCUCUACCGGUACAGACCACCACCUGUCCAGACCGGUUUGACCAGUUUGACGAGUCUCCUCCAUCCAGACCAGCACCAACGUCACCACACACCAGAUCACACAACAACAGACCCGCGUGGACAGAAUCCAGUCCCACCGAGCGAGAGAAUGUUAAAAAUCCAUCAUCUGCAAGUCAGGCGUCUCACAGGUUUUCUCUGGAUCUGGACUGUCAGGAUUUGGACAGUUGCUUUGAGGACGAGAAGAGCUCGCUCGAUUCAAACGUGAGGAAACAGCAGCAUCACGAAUGGCCGCCCGCUAAAGGAGAAAACAACAGCAGCUUCACCAACCACAGCAAACCCGCGGAGGGAUUGGCGGAUCAGAACUGGUAUGUUGGUAUGGUUAGUCGUGUGGACGCUGAACACGCUCUUCACCUGGUCAACCGGGAAGGAGCCUUUCUGGUGCGCGACUGCUCGAAGAACACUACCUAUGAGCCCCUGGUCCUCGCUGUGUUUUACGACAAACGAGUGUUUAACAUUCAGAUCCGUUUCAGUGACGAAACCGGCAAAUUCACUCUGGGAACGGGACUGAGAACCAACGAUAGGUUUGAUUCGGUCACUGACAUCAUCAAGUUCCACUCCAUUUUUCCCAUCGUUCUCGUUGACGGGCGGAAAUCUUCCACGGCAGCCAAUCAGAGGAGGCAGUGUGUGCUACUGUACCCAAUCACGAAGCAGGACCUGACAGAGCUGUUGACAUAAGAGCAAAUGCAGACAAACCGCAACAUCUCCGGGACGUUCAACUGACCUUUUAACUUUAUAAGACUUUGUAGUGAUGUUUGACUGGUGCGGACUCAAAAAAAGAAAAGCAAAAGAGCUCAUCUGAUAGAAAGAAGAGAAAUCAAUAGUUUUGUUUAAUAAUGUGGCUGUGUAGUAUGUAAAGGAUUCAGUAUUUUUGCCAUUUUAAAACACGCAUGUAAAGCGCAUGUGAAUAUUUGGCUGAAUGCAGACACACACAACAACUGUUUUCCCAGAAA
Labeo rohita (rohu) is the source of this 1520-nucleotide messenger RNA. RefSeq names its product cytokine-dependent hematopoietic cell linker. Lineage: Eukaryota; Metazoa; Chordata; Actinopteri; Cypriniformes; Cyprinidae. Gene Ontology annotation, biological process: intracellular signal transduction; cell surface receptor protein tyrosine kinase signaling pathway. The transcript is spliced from 17 exons. The record is from RefSeq and is a predicted model, not a curated record. Bases 196 to 1245 code for a protein of 349 amino acids.